CUUGGACAAAUCUUUUUCCCCACUGUCAGGUAGCUGAGAGGGAAUUUGUUUGUCCAAAGAACUAGUAGACAUGGAUAUGGCAGACUAUAGCGAUGCCCUGGACCCAGCCUAUACCACCCUGGAGUUUGAAAACAUGCAAGUUCUCUCCAUGGGCUCAGACUCCUCGCCGGCUGAGAGUGCCAACAUGAAUGCAGCCAACCACCUCGGAGCGGGCACCCUGUGUGCCAUCUGUGGGGACAGGGCCACGGGCAAACACUAUGGGGCCUCCAGCUGUGACGGCUGCAAAGGCUUCUUCCGUCGGAGCGUUCGCAAAAACCACAUGUAUUCAUGCAGGUUCAGCAGACAGUGCAUUGUGGACAAAGACAAGAGGAAUCAAUGCAGAUACUGUCGAUUGAAGAAAUGCUUUCGAGCUGGCAUGAAAAAAGAAGGUAUACAAUUCAUUCAACUUCAUUCAAAUGCUGUACAAAACGAGAGGGACAGAAUCAGCACUAGGAGAUCUAGCUAUGAAGACAGCAGUUUACCAUCUAUCAAUGCACUUAUCCAGGCAGAUGUACUCUCAAGACAGAUAUCCUCACCUGGACCUGUACUGAAUGGUGACAUCAGAACAAAAAAGGUAGCGACCAUCACAGAUGUGUGUGAAUCAAUGAAACAGCAGCUGCUGGUGUUGGUGGAAUGGGCCAAGUACAUCCCUGCCUUCUGUGACCUGCCCCUGGAUGACCAGGUGGCAUUGCUGCGAGCCCAUGCAGGAGAGAAUCUUCUGAUUGGAGCUGCAAAGAGGUCUAUGUUGUACAAGGACCUCCUGUUACUAGGAAAUGACCACAUUAUUCCCCGGAACUGCCCGGAGAUGGAAGUGUGCCGGGUAGCAGUGAGGAUUCUGGACGAGCUAGUGCUGUCCUUCCAGGAACUCCAGAUAGACGACAAUGAAUAUGCUUGUUUGAAAGCAAUUGUUUUCUUCGAUCCAGAUGCCAAAGGUCUGAGUGACCCAGGUAAGAUCAAGCGGAUGCGUUACCAGAUUCAGGUCAGCCUAGAAGACUACAUCAACGACCGGCAGUAUGACUCCCGGGGACGCUUCGGAGAGCUGCUCCUGCUGCUGCCCACACUACAGAGCAUCACCUGGCAGAUGAUCGAACAGAUACAGUUUGUCAAACUCUUUGGCAUGGCCAAGAUUGACAACCUGCUCCAAGAGAUGCUCUUAGGAGGUUCUGCUACUGAGGCACCUCACACACCUCACUCUCUGCAUCCACAUCUGGUUCAGGAACACCUCAGCAACAAUGCCAUCGUUUCAAGCAACAUGGCUACUUCCAUCCACAAUGGCCAAAUCUCCACUCCUGGAACCCCAAUCCCCUCUCCUCCCACAGUCUCCAGUUCAGAACACUAUAAAAUGGCUCAAGGGGUUAUAGCCACUGUACCCAAGCAUCCUAUCUCCAUCCCUCAGCUCACCAUCACCAAGCAAGAAGCCAUCUAACACAGAACUGGA
Oncorhynchus gorbuscha (pink salmon) is the source of this 1477-nucleotide messenger RNA. Its product is annotated as hepatocyte nuclear factor 4-alpha-like. Gene Ontology annotation, biological process: anatomical structure development; cell differentiation; positive regulation of transcription by RNA polymerase II. The record is from RefSeq and is a predicted model, not a curated record. The transcript has 10 exons. Gene Ontology annotation, molecular function: zinc ion binding; RNA polymerase II cis-regulatory region sequence-specific DNA binding; nuclear receptor activity. Bases 71 to 1465 code for a protein of 464 amino acids. Lineage: Eukaryota; Metazoa; Chordata; Actinopteri; Salmoniformes; Salmonidae.